This is a messenger RNA of Guyanagaster necrorhizus, 456 nucleotides long. RefSeq lists its product as uncharacterized. The record is from RefSeq and is a predicted model, not a curated record. The coding region runs from base 1 to 456 and encodes 151 amino acids. The transcript is spliced from 6 exons. Lineage: Eukaryota; Fungi; Basidiomycota; Agaricomycetes; Agaricales; Physalacriaceae.
AUGGCUUCAAAUGCUACCUUGAGGAUUCUGACACUCUGGAAGCUGGGAUAUUUCAUCAAAAAUUUGGACCAAAGCAAUGUGUCCAGUGCAUACUUUGCUGGGAUGCAUAAAGACUUCUUCAGUAAGAUAACCAUCAGGAGAAGACUCGAAGCUAGCUGUACAGUCUGCACAGACUGUAGCCCAGCUGUGCCAGAAGCAUCAAUAACAGAGAACAUAGAAGAUGAUGAUAGACACUCACAGAAGGAGACCACCUUAGAGGUCAUCACCAAAUGCAUAGUCAUUGGCAUUUUCUUUGACUUCAGUGGUCUUGGUGUUGUAAGGAGAGGUCUCCUCAAUGGCAGUGGUGAGGUCUUGGUCAAAGAAUGCUUGGCCUGUGUGUUGUUUAGUGAUCGGAUGAAAGAGGAAGCAAUAUACACUGUCCUUGAGGAGCUGUCAGUCUAUGAAGGAGAGGAGUAG